UCUGAAGCGAAGGCGAGCGUCGGCGGGGGAGGAGGGGGGGCAGCGCUUCCCCCUCAGGCGGGAGAGCGAGCGGGCGGGCGACCGAGGGAGGGAGAGCAGGCGGGGAGCCGGGAUGGCGGGGCCCGCGGGGGGCCCGGGCUGACCGGAGGGCCCUGCCGUCCUCCUCCUCCUCUUCCUCCUCUUCCGUCCCCCCCCCCGCUGGAAACUGGCGGAGCUGGGCCGGGCCGGGGGCGCGGCGGGCCCCGCCGGCCGGAUGAUGCGCUCGCAGUGCCUGCUCGGCGUCCGGGCCUUCCUGGCCUUCGCCACCAAGCUCUGGAGCUUCCUGCUGUACCUGCUGCGACGGCAGGCCCGCACCGUGAUCCAGUAUCAAACGGUGCGCUACGAUAUUCUCCCUCUUUCCCGGGUUUCGCGAGAACGGCUGAAUCAGGUGAAGAGGAAGAUUCUCGUCCUGGAUCUGGACGAGACCCUGAUCCACUCGCAUCACGACGGGGUGCUGAGGCCCACCGUCCGGCCUGGAACCCCCCCAGACUUCAUCCUGAAGGUCGUCAUAGAUAAGCAUCCUGUCCGCUUUUUUGUACAUAAGAGGCCACACGUUGACUUUUUUCUAGAAGUGGUGAGCCAGUGGUACGAGCUUGUGGUCUUCACAGCUAGCAUGGAAAUCUACGGCUCGGCUGUAGCAGACAAGCUAGACAACAACAGGAGCAUCCUCAGGAGGAGAUACUACAGGCAGCACUGCACUUUGGAGCUGGGCAGCUACAUCAAAGACCUCUCGGUGGUCCACAAUGACCUGUCCAGCAUCGUCAUCUUGGACAAUUCCCCGGGAGCCUAUAGGAGCCAUCCAGAUAACGCCAUCCCCAUCAAGUCGUGGUUCAGCGACCCCGGGGACACGGCCCUCCUCAACCUCCUGCCCAUGCUUGAUGCCUUGAGGUUCACAGCGGACGUCCGGUCGGUGCUCAGCCGCAACCUGCACCAACAUCGCCUCUGGUGACGGCGGCUCCUCCUUUCUUCAGGGUUUGGCCACAGCCCUCUGCCUUAUCCCGGGACCCGCUCCUCUCGCCAGGCGCCACGGCCGACAACACCCUCC
Messenger RNA from Pseudonaja textilis, 1084 nucleotides. RefSeq names its product CTD nuclear envelope phosphatase 1 (gene CTDNEP1). Lineage: Eukaryota; Metazoa; Chordata; Lepidosauria; Squamata; Elapidae. Gene Ontology annotation, molecular function: phosphatase activity. The record is from RefSeq and is a predicted model, not a curated record.